This is a messenger RNA of Brachypodium distachyon (stiff brome), 585 nucleotides long. RefSeq lists its product as uncharacterized. Lineage: Eukaryota; Viridiplantae; Streptophyta; Magnoliopsida; Poales; Poaceae. The record is from RefSeq and is a predicted model, not a curated record. Bases 1 to 585 code for a protein of 194 amino acids. The transcript has a single exon.
AUGGGCAAAGUGUUUAUUGACGGCGGCAACAGUCUCAAUAUCAUCUACUCCGAUACUUUGCGAGGGAUGAAUCGCUCAACAACGAAGCUUGCUGCCACGGACACAACUUUCCAUGGCAUCAUCCCAGGCAAAGCACCUACGCCACUAGGCAAAGUGAGCCUGGAUGUGGUGUUCGGCACGCCUGACAUAUUUAGACGCGAAAGACUCGACUUCAAAGUGGUCGACUGGCCUUCCCAGUACCACGUGGUCUUGAGUCGAGUCGCGUUGGCUCGCUUCAUGGCGGUCCCGCAUUAUGCUUACCUUAAGCUAAAAAUGCUUGGGCGCAAUGAUGUGAUCAGCGUUUCCAGCAACUUCACACGUUCAGAUAGCCGUGACAAGGAGUUUCAUAAAAUCUCCGAGUCAUUCGGCAUGCAUGAAGAGUUUGAACAGCUCAAAACUUCAACCGAUCAUGAUCAACCUCCCGUCAUCAAGAAAGCGACUCAUCAACCCGAGUACAACAAGAAGGCAGAUACUAAGGAAGUUCAGAUCCACCCGACCGAUCCUAGCAAGGCUGCCGUUAUCUCAACGAGCCUUCCUCCUGCAUAG